Mercenaria mercenaria is the source of this 844-nucleotide messenger RNA. RefSeq lists its product as uncharacterized. The record is from RefSeq and is a predicted model, not a curated record. Lineage: Eukaryota; Metazoa; Mollusca; Bivalvia; Venerida; Veneridae. The transcript is spliced from 6 exons. The coding region runs from base 325 to 765 and encodes 146 amino acids.
UAUUAAAUGAAGUCAUAUUUUGAAACUAUAGCUGUACUGUUUUGUACACUGGUUUCCCAAAGUCUUAUCUACGCUGCUGGAUCGUGCGAACACUAUGAAACUAUUAUCAACUUAGUGCAGGAGUGUCGUCGGCAGGAAGGACCGUUGCGUAUUUUGAAAGAGCUGUCGGUUGGGGGAUAUGCAGAAUAUAUGGAUGGACUAACACGGAGUGAACUUCUUGAAGAUAUUCAAGCCUUUUGUAGAAACGUAAUUCCGAAGUACAAGGAAUGUAUUCAUAGGUCUAACGUGAUACAUACGUGAGGAAAUUCUGAAGAUGUAUCUCGGAUGACAACUGACUGGCUAUCAAUUUAUUGCACUGGAGAAAAUGUCGCUGACUGGCUGGCAGAGUAUGUAGCAUAUGGUUUCAAAUACAAACACGCAUGCUCAAUAAAUAACAUGAGUUUGAAGUGCUAUUUUAAUCAAGUCUUUAAAGGAAAUGGCACACAUCGACUGAAUGAUGAAACUAUUAUUGAGUAUAACUCAUGGGCGAAAAGAUUGACGACCGAUUGGUUCGCUUGUACCAAAGAUGAGAUGCCUCGGUUACAGCGUUUGUUUCCACAAUGUACGUCACCAUGGCAAGACGUCCUCCUUACUGACUGGCUAUAUAACUCAGUCUAUUAUAAACCCGGUUUGUGGCUGUAUCCGGAACAGAUGUCUCAACUCUUGGCAUUGAAGGAAGAAGCAGUCAACAGAACACAGUCUUUUGAAUACUAUUCUGAUUUCUAAGUGAAUAAAAUAUCAAGGAACAAUUUAUUAAUAUCUAAUUCAUUACAUUAACGGAGACAUUGUUAUCAGUCGAGUGAUA